AUGAAGGACAUCACGUCACUUUCCAACCGACCCGUCCGGAACCAGCUCUACCCUAAAAAGCGCCCCUCUCCUCAUCGGGAUGGCGUUCAAAAGCCCCGCUGUAAAGACACUUCAGCCACCUCACGUAGGACACCAGCAGUCAUCAAGGCUGAGCUUCAGCGAUUACGACACCGCGAAGCUCAGCUUGCUGCCUUUCGAAGAGAGGGUAUCUAUGUGGAGGAAGAGUAUCGCGAAGAGAUUUGCUGUUACAUGCAUGAAAUGGAGGUCUACACAAUGGGUUCCGCUUCUGCGAUGGACCAACAGCCCGAAAUCAAAUGGGCAAUGCGUCCGUGCCUUGUCGACUUCCUCAUCGAAAUCCAUUUUACCUUCCGUCUUCGUCCCGAGACCCUCUACCUCACAAUGAAUAUUGUGGACCGUUACGUAUCUCGUCGCAUCGUCUAUACGAAACACUAUCAACUUGUCGGCUGUGCAGCAUUAUGGAUUGCUGCCAAAUUCGAGGAUGCGAAGGAACGUGUACCGACUCUCACUGACCUUGUAGGCAUCUGCCGCGACACAUACGAUGAGUCUGCCUUCAUACAAAUGGAGGGACAUGUCCUUGCUACCAUACAGUGGACUCUGGGCCAUCCAACAGCAGAAGCUUGGCUCCGGUUUUACUGCUGUGGUUCGUUUGAAGAAAGUGUGAAGGUUCAACACGUUGCCAGGUUCCUCAUGGAAGUCACUUUGUUUUACCGCGACUUCAUCAAAUAUUCACCUUCUGCCGUCGCACUUGCAUCGCUGAUUCUUGCGCGGCACGUCUGUCAGGAGCCAAGGCGGAUUUAUGAUGAACCUGCAUCUGUCACGGAGAUAAUUGAAUUGCUCGAUAGCCGACUGUCAAGGAAUAUUGCGGACUUGUCGGAGAAUCUUGUCAAGAAAUACUCGUACCCUUUCUACUCGAAAGCGUCGACGUUUACCGUGCAGUGGUAUCUGACGGGAAACCGAUUCGUACGACAGGUCAUUCCGUGCUUGGUUCCGACAACGCCUGUGUCGCGGAACCCAUUAUCAGCGCUCAGUACUCCCAUGAGCUCGAUGUCUGUGUCUACAGAUUCCUCGUCAGAUGACGUUGACAUGCCAGUAACGCCAACGAGUCCCGCAUACGCUGGAGAUCCAUUCCUGGUCACUCAACCUCUUCACACCGCUAAAAGCGACAAGGAGAAUGUUCCGAUGACCGGUGAACAGACAGUAGUAACCAAAUAUGCCAAUGCUGCGGAUGAUUGUGCACCACACGAUUACUAUGCUCGACCUGCGUUGCACGAUCGCAAUGUCCUCGCUGCUUCUCCUCUUCGUCAAAUUUCAUAA
Messenger RNA from Fomitiporia mediterranea MF3/22, 1335 nucleotides. RefSeq lists its product as uncharacterized. Gene Ontology annotation, biological process: regulation of cyclin-dependent protein serine/threonine kinase activity; mitotic cell cycle phase transition. Bases 1 to 1335 code for a protein of 444 amino acids. Gene Ontology annotation, cellular component: centrosome; nucleus; cyclin-dependent protein kinase holoenzyme complex. The record is from RefSeq and is a predicted model, not a curated record. The transcript is spliced from 2 exons. NCBI's taxonomy places the organism in Eukaryota, Fungi, Basidiomycota, Agaricomycetes, Hymenochaetales, Hymenochaetaceae. Gene Ontology annotation, molecular function: cyclin-dependent protein serine/threonine kinase regulator activity.